AAAUAUUAGUAUAAUUUUGCACCCAAGUCGAAUUAUCUCUUAAUUUAGAUUGUGAUUCUUUUCUAGUCAGACUAAAAAAAACUCACGUAAACUGGAAUAGUGGAAGUACAUACUCAUCUAGCUACUUCGAAUAAUAUAAAUGAUUGACACCAAAGAAAAGAAAUCAAGAACAUACACUUGGAACACCUCACAUAGUAUAAAUGAUUGACACAAAAGAAAAGAAAUCAAGAACAUACACUUGGAACACUCACUAGCUAUGGAAAUUCUCAAAAUUUCAACUUGUUUUCCACCAUUAUUUCACUUCAACUUCAACACACCAAAAUUUUCAAGAAUCAUCUUAUGUGAGAAGAAGAAAGACAACUUUUCUUUUCCUCAAAAUCAUCAACAACCCAACAAGUCAAGAUUCAAUAAUCUUUUCACUACCAAUAUCUCUAUCUCAACUAAUGAUGAACAAAAGAUUACUACCAAGAAUAAUGAAAAUCAAGAAGAAGAGAAAUUUGAUUGGUAUGCACAAUGGUAUCCAAUAAUGCUACUUAGUGAACUUAAUAAGAGAAGGCCACAAGGGAUAAAAGUGAUGGGAAUUGAUUUGGUAGUAUGGUGGGAUAGAAAUUUGGAAGAAUGGAAAGUGAUGGAUGAUGCAUGUCCUCAUAGAUUAGCUCCACUUUCACAAGGGAGAAUUGAUCAAUGGGGAAGAUUACAAUGUGUGUAUCAUGGUUGGUGUUUUAAUGGCUCUGGUGAUUGCAAGUUUAUCCCUCAAGCUCCUCGAGACGGGCCUCCGUAUCAUUUUUUGCAGGUUCAUACAUCCAAAAGAGCAUGUGUAGCAGUGUAUCCAAGUUUUGUACAAAAUGACAUUCUUUGGUUUUGGCCAAACAAUGAUCCUUCUUACAAGGACAUUCACUUGAGCAAAAUGCCACCUUAUAUUCCACUUUUAGAUUUAAAUAAUGCUAAUAGUUCAUAUGGAAAAACAACAUUAGUUAGAGAGAUUCCAUAUGGGUAUGAGCUGCUGAUUGAAAACCUCAUGGACCCAUCUCAUGUCAACUAUGCACAUCAUGGCAUAAUGAAAAUUCCUCCAUCACCAAAAAGAGUGAAGGCAGAUAGAGAAGGUGGAAAACCACUUGAUAUAAGUGUUGCAAAAGUAGAUUUAAAUGGAUUUAUUGCAAAUCAAGGUCCUGAUGGUGAACAUAAAUUUAUUGCACCUUGUGUGUAUUAUGGCCCAUUUGGUGUUGGAAGCUAUUUGGACAAUGAAUCAAAGGAACAAUCAUCAUCAGGUGAAAUAAAUAAAGUAUUUCUAGUAUUUAUAUGUGUUCCAGUAAGUCCAGGCAAAAGCAGAUUGUUAAUGACAUCAUUACGAAACUUUGCUGCAUGGGAAUAUAAAGUAUUUCCACCAUGGAAAUUUCACCUUGAUAACAACUUAAUCAUUGAUUCUGAUUUAUAUUUACUUCAUCUUCAGGAGUACAAGCUAAAGGAAAAGCAUCCAUACAAUUGGCAAAAAAUUUGUUAUGUACCAACAAAGGCGGAUGCACUAGUGAUUGGUUUUAGAAGGUGGUUGAAUAAAUAUGGAGGUGGCCAAGUUGAUUGGGCCACAAAGUUCACUGGUGACUUGCCACCAACUCCUGCUAGGGAACAACUUUUGGACAGGUACUGGACUCAUACGGUGCAAUGUAGCAGCUGUAGCAAAGCAUAUAAAGGUUUAAAUGCCCUCGAAAUAAUUCUUCAAGUUAUGUCUGUUGCUUCAAUUGGGAUUGCUGCUGCAGUAAAGGAGAAUGUCAUAUCAAUUAGUGCAAGAUUUUCAUUGGUCUUCAUGGCGUUACUAAGCUUCAUGGCUUCAAGAUGGUUAUCCAAAUUUAUAUACAAAAGUUUCCAUUUCCAUGAUUAUGAUCAUGCCUUUAUUUAAAUGGUAUGUAAUUUUGAAUUUUUAUUCGAGCUCGUAAAUAUUAUGUAUUUGGAUAACGAGAUCCUUGUUUUAUUAAGGAUAUGGUGAGAUGAAUAAGAUAUCCCUCCAUCUUUAGCAACUGUCCA
Molecule: messenger RNA, 2019 nt
Organism: Capsicum annuum
Lineage: Eukaryota; Viridiplantae; Streptophyta; Magnoliopsida; Solanales; Solanaceae
Product: protochlorophyllide-dependent translocon component 52, chloroplastic
Exons: 7
Coding region: 257-1894 (545 amino acids)
Molecular function (GO): chlorophyllide a oxygenase activity; 2 iron, 2 sulfur cluster binding
Source: RefSeq, a predicted model, not a curated record